CCGGCCUGAGGCUCUGUGGUCCUAUCAAACGUUCCAGAAAGUUCCCAGCCCUGCCCAGGCCCAAACCCUGCACCACUUGGGUUGGCGCGCGCGUUCCGAAGGAGUCGGGUCUAGACUGGCCUAGUCGUCGUGGGCUCCCAGGAGCAGCCCUCUCGCGGAGAACUCUUCUGCCAUGUCACAGAAUGGAUAUCUUGAGGAUUCCAGUGAAUACUUUUCAGCUGCUUCUCUGGGCUGCUUCAAGAAUGAUAUGGAUGAUACCUCUGAAGUCCGGGAAGAGAGCCUGGGGGAUGAGGCCUUCGACACAGUCAACUCCUCCAUUGUAUCGGGCGAGAGCAUCCGAUUUUUUGUCAAUGUCAACCUUGAGAUGCAGCCCUCUAAAUCUGGUAGUGAAGAGACAUCUGGUGGCUGUGUCCUCCUGCACACCUCGCGCAAGUACCUGAAGUUAAAGAACUUUGGGGAAGAGAUUAGAGCGCGCCGGGAUCUGGAUGGCUUCCUGGCACAGGCCAGCAUCAUCCUGGAUGAGACAGCCACUUCGCUGGAUGAUGUGCUGCGGACCAUGCUGAGCCGCUUUGCUCAAGACCCCAACCACACUGAACCUGACUGCAAUUUGGACCUACUCAUGGCCAAGCUCUUUACAGAUGCCGGGGCCCCCAUGGAGGGUAAAGUCCACCUGCUGUCGGAUACCAUCCAAGGGGUCACUGCUACAGUCACAGGGGUGCAAUAUCAGCAGUCGUGGCUCUGUAUCAUCUGCACCAUGAAGGCCUUACAGAAGCGGCACGUGUGCAUCAGCCGCCUGGUUCGCCCACAGAACUGGGGGGAAAACUCCUGUGAGGUUCGCUUCGUCAUCCUGGUGCUGGCCCCACCCAAGAUGAAAAGCACCAAGACUGCAAUGGAGGUGGCGCGCACUUUUGCCACCAUGUUCUCCGACAUCACCUUCCGCCAGAAGCUCCUGAAGACCCGCACAGAGGAAGAAUUCAAGGAGGCCUUGGUGCAUCAGAGACAGUUGCUCACCAUGGUGAUGCCAGGAAUGAAGGAAUACAGCAUCUUUUCCCUUCAUGCCCACAAACACCCGCAGCCUCCAAAGUGCACGGACUUUGUUCCUUUUGGGAAGGGCAUCCGGGAGGACAUCAUGCGCAGGUUCCCUGUGUACCCACUGGAUUUCACUGAUGGCAUUAUUGGGAAAAGCAAGGCCGUGGGCAAAUACAUCACUACCACCCUGUUCCUCUACUUUGCCUGCCUGCUGCCCACGAUCGCUUUUGGGUCCCUCAAUGAUGAGAACACAAACGGGGCCAUCGAUGUGCAGAAGACCAUCGCUGGGCAGAGCAUUGGAGGCCUCUUGUAUGCACUCUUCUCUGGGCAGCCGCUGGUGAUACUGCUGACAACCGCACCCCUGGCCAUCUACAUCCAGGUGAUCCGUGUCAUCUGUGAUGACUAUGACCUGGACUUCAACUCUUUCUAUGCAUGGACGGGCCUGUGGAACAGUUUCUUCCUCGCGCUGUAUGCCUUCUUGAACCUCAGCCUGGUCAUGAGUCUCUUCAAGAGGUCGACAGAGGAGAUCAUUGCUCUCUUCAUUUCCAUCACAUUCUUGCUGGAUGCUGUCAAGGGCAUGGUCAAAAUUUUCUGGAAGUACUACUAUGGUCACCACUACUAUACAAAAAGGACUUCAUCUUUGGUGAGUCUGUUGGGCGUCAGUACCAGCCUCAACACCAGCCUGCCCACCACCCUCAACACCAGCUUCCUGGCCAGCCCAACAGAGCUGGCCAUGACAGGAAGUCCCAGUGCCACACAUUCAGGCCGGGCAACUGCAGUGCUCAGCCUCCUCAUCAUGCUGGGCACGCUUUGGCUGGGCUACACCCUCUACCAGUUCAAGAAGAGUCCGUACCUGCACCAGUGUGUACGCGAGACCCUGUCUGACUGCGCCCUGCCCAUCGCGGUGCUCACCUUCUCCCUCAUCAGCUCCUAUGGCUUCCGGGAAAUUGAGAUGAGCAAGUUCCGCUACAAUCCCAGUGAGAACCUGUUUGAGGUGGCACAGAUCCACUCACUAUCCCUGGGGGCCAUCGGCAGUGCCAUGGGCCUUGGCUUCCUGCUCUCUCUGCUCUUCUUUAUUGAGCAGAACCUGGUGGCUGCUUUGGUCAACGCACCAGAAAACAGGCUGGUGAAGGGCACUGCCUACCACUGGGACCUUCUGCUCCUUGCCAUCAUCAACACAGGACUAUCGCUGUUUGGGCUGCCCUGGAUCCAUGCUGCCUACCCCCACUCCCCAUUGCACGUGCGGGCCCUGGCCUUAGUGGAGGAGCGUGUGGAGAAUGGGCAUAUUUAUGAGACGAUUGUGAAUGUGAAGGAGACACGGCUGACGUCGUUGGGUGCCAGUGUCCUGGUGGGCCUCUCCUUGCUGCUGCUGCCCUUCCCACUGCAGUGGAUCCCCAAGCCUGUGCUCUAUGGCCUCUUCCUCUAUAUUGCGCUCACCUCCCUGGAUGGCAACCAGCUCUUCUCACGUGUGGCCCUUCUGCUUAAGGAGCAGACAUCGUACCCACCCACGCACUACAUCCGGAGAGUGCCCCAGAGGAAGAUCCACUACUUCACAGGUCUUCAGGUUCUGCAGCUGCUCCUGCUGUGUGCCUUCGGCAUGAGCUCCAUGCCCUACAUGAAAAUGAUCUUUCCCCUCAUCAUGAUUGCCAUGAUCCCCAUCCGCUACAACCUGCUGCCCCGAAUUAUUGAAGCCAAAUACCUGGACGCCAUGGAUGCUGAGCACAGGCCCUGAUUAGCAGGCCCUGACCAUACCCACUUCACCAACCCUCCUCACCCUCCCCGGCUGGCUGUCUGUGUAGGAGGUGUGGGGUCCGGGUUGUUGCCCUGUGCUGUGUUUUCACAGCUGUCAGGCCUGGGAUGCCUGGACAUUGUGGGGGUUCAGUGUGUGUGUGCUCACCCCUCUCCUCAUUAGCCUUUAGUUUUGGGUCAGGAACUUUGCUCAGGGCAGUUUCUACCCAGGUGGGACUAAGCAGGGUGGAUUUUCUUUUGAUAAAAGAGUCAGAUGUCUGAAAGAGAAAUGAUUUCCUUGAUUGUGUAAGGAACUCACUGUGUGCGCAUUAGAGAAUAAAGCUCCUGUUUCUGUUUCUGUG
This is a messenger RNA of Sciurus carolinensis (gray squirrel), 3119 nucleotides long. It is a transcript of the gene Slc4a11, whose product is annotated as solute carrier family 4 member 11. Lineage: Eukaryota; Metazoa; Chordata; Mammalia; Rodentia; Sciuridae. Bases 173 to 2761 code for a protein of 862 amino acids. The record is from RefSeq and is a predicted model, not a curated record. Gene Ontology annotation, cellular component: plasma membrane; basolateral plasma membrane. Gene Ontology annotation, biological process: monoatomic anion transport; transmembrane transport; monoatomic ion homeostasis. The transcript is spliced from 20 exons. Gene Ontology annotation, molecular function: solute:inorganic anion antiporter activity.